UGUUAAAAAUAAAAUAUUGGUAAAACUAUAAAUAAAAAGAAAACUAUAAUAAAACUACAAAUAAAGAGAAAUUAAUAAAACUACAAACAAAAAAAUAAAAAAUAAAACUACAAAUAAAAGUAGAAAACAUUAAUAAAACUACAAAUAAAGAGAAAGCAUUAAUACAACUACAAAUAAAGAGAAAGCAUUAACACAACUACAAAUAAAAAAAAUAAAAAAAAUAAAACUACAAAUAAAAAUGUAAAACAUUAAUAAGAACUACAAAUAAAAAUAGAAAACAUGAAUAAAAACUACAAAUAAAGAGAAAACAUUAAUGAAACUACAAAUAAAAACAAAAACAUGAAUUAAAAACUACAAAUAAAAAUAAAACACAUGAAUAAAACUACAAAUAAAAAUAGAAAACAUGAAUAAAACUACAAAUAAAAAGAAAACAUGAGUAAAACUACAAACAUAAAUAAAUCCUGUUUGGGGGAAACAGCGCCCCCCCUCCGCCGGCCGGUGUCACUCAGCGGCGGCGGCCGGUACUGCACCCUGACUGCUCCGGUCCCGGCUUGUUGUUCAGUUCUCCGGUUCGGCCCCGGAGGGCGCAUGCGCAAUGAGAUGAAUGGCCGCUGCACCUGACCAUGGCCCACCAGGAACUGAUCCUGAUCCGUUAAUCCCGCUCGGCUCGGCUCGGCUCGGCUCGGUAACGGAGACCGACAGUAGCAGCUCAGCGGGCCGGAGCUCCGUCUGACCGCCGCACCUCUCCGCUCCGGGCUCGGCCUCCGGGAUCCAGACCGGCCAGUCCGCGUCCCCCCCCCCCCCUUCCCCCGAGACCCCGGGACCCGGGACCCGGACCGACCGGGCCGCUCCGUGAAGCUCCGUGAAGCUCCGUGCCGCGCCGGGACGUCCACCCUCCUGCAAUGGGAUGCUGCGGUAGCACGGAGAGGACAAAGAGAGAAUGGAGACCGCUGGAGGACCGGAGCUGCACCGACCUGCCCUGGUUCCUGCUCUUCACCGUCUUCUGCGUCGGCAUGGGCGGGAUCUGCGGCUUCACCAUCGUCACCGGCGGCGCGGCGCGCCUCGUCCUCGGCUACGACAGCUACGGCAACACGUGUGGUCAACGCAACGAGCAGCUGGAGGGGGUCCGGCUCAGCGGCCUGGACCACCGCGACAGGAAGUUCGUCUUCUUCUUGGACCCCUGUAACAUCGACCUGGUCCAGAGGAAGAUCCGGUCCAUGGCUCUGUGUGUGUCUCUGUGUCCCACCGAGGAGCUGAAGACGUACCAGGACCUGAAGAGGUUCGCCAUGCUCAACGGUUCUGAGCUCUGUUCCUACGAGUUGGCGGGUCAUAAAUACCCCGGGCUCCCCGACAGGUUCAACAAGUGCCCCAAACUACCGGUUCCACCCAGCAAGCCCCUGCCGGUGUUUAACCGCUGCACGCCGACCGACAUCUCGUGCUACGCCAAGUUCACGGAGGCGGUGGUGACGUUCGUGGGCGAUAACAGCGUGCUGCACCGCCUCAUCGCCGGGGUCGCCGCCAGCAGGGAGAUCAUCAUCGGGCUCUGUGUUCUGGCGCUGGUCCUGUCCAUGGUCCUCAUGGUCAUCAUCCGCUACAUCUCCGCCGUCCUCGUCUGGAUCCUCACCGCGCUGGUCGUCCUCGGCUCCCUCGCGGGGACGAGUGUCCUCUGGUGGCUCUACAUCGACCACCGGCUGUACGGGAACGCCACCAGCAGCCGGGGGAAGGAGGAGCAUCUGGAGGAGGGCGGGGCCAGCAGGGAGGGCGGGGCCAGGGACAGCGGCCAGGCGCUGCUCGUCUACGCCGCCGCCGCCACCGUCUUCACCAUCAUCCUGCUGCUGCUGAUGCUCUUCAUGAGGAAGCGCGUGGCGUUGACCAUCGCUCUGUUCCACGUGGCGGGAAAAGUCUUCAUCCACCUGCCGCUGCUGACGCUGCAGCCCUUCGUCACCUUCCUCGCCCUGCUGCUCUUCUGGAUCUACUGGGUCCUGGUCCUGCUGUUCCUGGGGACCAGCGGGAACCCGGUCCAGAACGAGGAGACGGGGCUGACUGAGUUCCGGCUGACGGGUCCUCUGCAGUACCUGACCUGGUACCACGCCGUCGGCCUGGUCUGGAUCACAGAGUUCAUCCUGGCCUGCCAGCAGAUGACCGUGGCCGGAGCCGUGGUCACCUACUACUUCACCAGGGAUAAGAAGCGUCUCCCGGUGACGCCCAUCCUGUCGUCGGUGCUGCGGCUGCUCAGGUAUCACCUGGGAACCGUCGCCAAGGGCGCCUUCAUCAUCACGCUGGUGAAGAUCCCCCGCCUCCUCCUCAUGUACCUGCACAACCAGCUGAAGGGCAAGGAGAACGCGUGCGCUCGCUGCCUGUUGAAGACGUGUAUCUGCUGUCUGUGGUGUUUGGAGAAGUGCCUCAACUAUCUCAACCAGAAUGCGUACGCAGCGACGGCCAUCAACAGCACGAGCUUCUGCACGUCUGCACGCGACGCCUUCGUGAUCCUGGUGGAGAACGCGCUGCGCGUCGCCACAAUCAACGCCGUGGGAGACUUUGUGCUAUUCCUGGGGAAGAUCCUGAUCGUGACGUCGACGGCGUUCGCCGGCGUCCUGCUGCUGAACUACCAGCGGGACUACGCCGAGUGGCUGCUGCCGCUCAUCAUCGUGUGUCUCUUCUCCUUCCUGGUGGCGCACUGCUUCCUGUCCAUCUUCGAGAUCGUGGUGGACGUCCUCUUCCUCUGCUUCGCCAUCGACACCAAGUACAACGACGGCACGCCGGGGAAGGAGUUCUUCAUGGACAAAGCUCUGAUGGAGUUCGUGGAGAGCAGCCGGCGGUUAGAGCGUGCGGUGGAGCGUGGGCGGAGCCGGGUCAAGGAGGCGGUGUCUGAGGGGGCGGAGAUGAAGCCCAUGGUGAGUGACAGCGGAGGGGGCGUGGCCAGGCGGAGGAGCUCGUCGACGGAGGUGGUGGGGGUGGGGCUGGACGGGGGCGGGGGGGAGUGGGAGGAGCUUCAGGAGUUCCAGGUGUACUUCCUGCUGGUGGGGGUGCUGGUGGACUGGGUGCUGACGGAGCAAAGCGGCUUCGUCCUCUGUCUCAGCGAGGACGUCGUCCUCUUCCUCUGCGUCUACCUGCCCACCUCCACCCUCUUCCUGUUCGUCAGCCUGCUGCAGCCGCCAAGUCCCGCCCCCUUCACGCCCAGCAGCAAAGCCGCCGCCGUCACCGCCGCAAGCUGACACGUGCUAACUGAAGCAUGCUAACAGACAUCUGCUAACUGAAGCAUGCUAACAGAACUUGCUAACUGAAGCAUGCUAGCAAACAUGUGCUAACUGAAGCAUGCUAAUAAACACGUGCUAAAUGAAGCAUGCUUACAGACACGUGCUAACUGAAGCAUGCUAAUAAACAUGUGCUAACUGAAGCAUUCUAACAGACACGUGCUAACAGACAUGCUAACUGAGGCAUGCUUCCUGCUGCAUUGGAUGAACAGCAGCUCAUGCUAACCUCCUGCCCUCCAUCAUCAUCACCAUCAUCAUCAUCUUCAUCUUCACCUCUGUGACUCUUUGACUUUCUGUGUUCAUAAUUUAUUUUUCUACUUUUCUACGUUUUCUAUAUCUUUAAUCUUCUGCUGCAGCUGUUGUUGGGCCUUGUUUUGUCACCGCGGUGCUUUUAAGGACUCGGCAGAUAAUCAGAAAACUCAGUGAUGAGCUUUGUGUUUACAUCAACAUGUUCCAAUGUUUUAUUACGUGACUCAAUAAAAUACAAACAGAAGUCAUAACGAGGUAAAACUGCAUUUAUUUAAUGUUGGAUUGAGGUGUCUGCUGGGUCCUAGCUCCCUCCAUUUCUCACACCUGAAGUCAUGGAGCCAAACUACAAACACUCAUUAACUUUAAUUAGACUCAUUAUUCAAUCACCAGGAUCAUGGUUAGUGACUCGAAACGACCACAAAGAGACUCAGAACAACCACAAAUACUCAAAACCACCACAGAGACUUAAAACAGAGACUCAGACUCACCACUGAGUAAUUCAACAUGAAUAUUUUUAAUAAAUAUAAAAAGACGUGUUUGGUGGGCGUGGCCUCAUGACCUCAGUGCUCGUUUACAUCCUGCUCUGGCCUCUUUUGAUUGGUCAGACUCACCACAUGACUACCCAUGAUGCUUGGCUGUCACCUCCAUCACCUGCUCACCGUGUCACUUCCUGUCUGAAGGUUGUAACUGGCGUGGUUUCCUGUUUCAGGCUCCGGGGACGAGUUCAGCUUGACCAAAAUCAGCCAAUGGGACUUCUUCUUACAGAAAAGAGACAUUCCAGAAGUUUAUUUUUACCAACGUGUAACAUGUUUACUAUGGUUUCACUCCAGGGAAAACGAUAUUUUAAUAAGAAACUGUAAAAACGUAACAAUGUAAUGAAGCACUUUAUAUCGAAGCGCUGCAGAUUUUAAACCGGCUGAUGCAUUUUUUCGUAGUGAUGUCCUUUUUUAUAAACACGUUUGUUUUUUAUUAACUCACCUGGACGCCAUGUUGGAUCAGGAGCGCUGUGAUGUCAUCAGAGGGGCGGGGUCUGCGGACAGCCGCUCCACCUCUGAUUGGUGGAUGAGAUCUGUCAGCUGGUGUCGGAGGUCAAAGGUCAGCUGAUCGGACGCACUGCGAUCGAUGGAUGCGGUUGAUUGACUCGAAACAACCACAGAGAGACACAAAACAACCACAAGACUCAAAACAACCACAGAGAGACACAAAACAACCACAGAGAGACACAAAACAACCACAGAGAGACUCAAAACAACCACAGAGAGACACAAAACAACCACAGAGAGACACAAAACAACCACAAGACUCAAAACAACCACAGAGAGACACAAAACAACCACAGAGAGACACAAAACAACCACAGAGAGACUCAAAACAACCACAAAGACUCAAAACAACCACAGAGAGACUCAAAACAACCACAGAGACUCAAAACAACCACAGAGACUCAAAACAACCACAAAGACUCAAAACAACCACAAGACUCAAAACAACCACAAAGACUCAAAACAACCACAAAGACUCAAAACAACCACAGAGAGACUCAAAACAACCACAGAGACUCAAAACAACCACAGAGACUCAAAACAACCACAAAGACUCAAAACAACCACAAAGACUCAAACCCACCACAGAGAGAGUAGUGAUCAGUUUCUGCGCCGCGGUGACGUCCGUUUCCUGAUGACGACAUCACGGACCGCCUGGACGCGGUCAACAUGUGGUUUCAGAGCGCUGCGAUCUUUGGGGGCGGAGUCUCAUCAACGUUUCAUCAGCAUCCCCGUAGAGCGCCGGUCCUGACGCUCCAAAGACUCGCCAUGAGCGCCGUGGAGAAUCACCGUGAAGACGUUAAAACAUAAUCACUGAACCGCGGCGGUCGGCUUCAAUCAUUCCUGCUCGCCGCCAACGUUUUAUCAGAUCAACAAAACAACAAAAAAACGCUCGAAUCGUUUUACUUUUUACUUCUCAAACGUCGUGUUUCAGACGGCGUGUUGUGUCUCAACGCCUCUUAUUGGCGUGGAGUCUGGCGUGCGUCGGCGUCUGGUCAGCUGAUCUGUGAUGAUGAUGACUGUUGCCGUCAGCUGUCGUCUCCACCUGGACACGACUUCCUGUCCCGGAGGUCGACCUCUUCAGCAUCACGUGUCGCCCGUUGAACCAGAGAAGAAGAAGAAGCAGCGUGGGCGGAGCUUCCUGUGGAGGUGGCGGCUGAGUUCAGACAGUCAGCAAUAAAACUAACUGCAUCAUGUGACCACGACGUCAUCAACAACAACGACGAGUCUUCCUGCUUCUGUUCCACGUGUUCCAGGUUCCAUGGCGAGCACGCCGUCCCAGGCAGGAAGUGGACUGUCUGAGGUUUUCCUGUCCCAACUGUCUGACCAGGGCGGCUGAUUGGACGACGCGCCAACAUCACGAGAGCUCAGAGACAGGAAGUGGACCUCUGAGUCACACGGGACGCCAUCAGCUGGUGGCGAGGUGUUGGCGUGAUGCUCUGUUGCCCAACGCGUUGCCUGCAGGCUGAAUCCAAACAUCCAGACCUUCAGCUGAAGGAAAUAAAAUGAUUAUUAAAAUGAUUAUUAUUAUUAUUAUUAUUAUUAUUAUUAAUAAAGGUAAAAGAGUGACGAGCUGCAGGUUGGUGACUGAACUCACCUGGAUGAUGUCAUCAUCUGUUUCAUUGUUUUAUCUUGUUAAAUAUUCAUAUUUUAUUCCCCGCCGUGUCCGGUGAACUGAUGAAACUUUAUGUACUUUACAUCAUUACUUUACAAAAAGUAAUAAGGUAAAUUUUUUCACCAAUUUCCCUUUGAAACCGAAAAAUAAAAGCCUUCUGAAAUCAACAAACUACUUUUAUACUUUAUGUAUAAUGAUGUGUGCUAUUUUUAGAAUAUUAAAUUAUUAAAUUAACUGAAGCCAAGAUCAGCUUAAACAGAAUAAAUAGCUGUCACAAACAUUUCAGCUCCCAAAUAAACAUGACGUUUACCUUUUAAAAACAGGUAAAACCUUCAGGAGUUACAUCACUUCCUGAACGAGCUGUCAGUCACCUUGUAGCCCCGCCCCUUCAUCAUUUUCUCAUAGACCUCCUAUACAGUCCGCCGGUGGCGUCCCAGACUGGGUUCACUUCCUGUCUGGAUGUUUGGAUUCAGGACUGGACGUGUUCCCGUGGUGCUCUGAGUGGCGAGCGGCGUUCUGUGUUUGUGUUUCCAGGCUGCGACUGUUCCCAUCAUGCUUCACUUUCUCACUGAGAUUUAAGUAUUUCCAGCAUGUUUGUUAGAGUGAGUCAGUGGUCACAGGGCGCCGUGCUCCGAGCAUGCUCAGUUUACUAAUUGCACUAAAGAUGGAGUUGAUUGAACACUGACGUCAGUUUAAAGUAGCUGUAAGUAUUUUAGAUGAAACGUGUUUGUAGCUCAGAAAUAUUAACACACACAUUUAUUCAUUUAUUCAUGUUAAAACGUCCCGAAAAUACAAAAAGGCUUUCGGCUUCACAGCGCUCAGUUCCAUCGAGUGACCGGAUUAACUCGUUGACCACUGUCUCCGGGCAGAUUAACUCGUUGACCUCGGUCUCCGGGCAGAUUAACUCGUUGACCACUGUCUCCGGGCAGAUUAACUCGUUGACCUCGGUCUCCGGGCAGAUUAACUCGUUGACCUCGGUCUCCGGUCAGAUUAACUCGUUGACCUCGGUCUCCGGGCAGAUUAACUCGUUGACCUCGGUCUCCGGGCAGAUUAACUCGUUGACCUCGGUCUCGGGGCAGAUUAACUCGUUGACCGCUGUCUCCGGGCAGAUUAACUCGUUGACCUCGGUCUCCGGCCAGAUUAACUCGUUGACCUCUGUCUCCGGGCGGAUUAACUCGUUGACCUCUGUCUCCGGGCGGAUUAACUCGUUGACCGCUGUCUCCGGGCAGAUUAACUCGUUGACCGCUGUCUCCGGGCGGAUUAACUCGUUGACCUCUGUCUCCAGGCGGAUUAACUCGUUGAUUUCAUCCCAACAGCAGAGAAACAAUCAGCUGAUUGAUUAUUUUUAUUAUUAAUCUGUUUUUGAGUCACUUCAUCGUUUCCCCUCUGAAAAUAAGUAAAUAUUAAACACAUUUCUGUAGUUUGAGAUAUAAAACAAAAAUAAUAUUUUACAUUUUUUAUCAAACGUGAAACAUCAAAACUGAAUCAAACCUGUUAUCGAUUAUUAUUAUUAUUGAUCAACUGUUGGAAUGAAACCGUUCGGCUCCUCGGUCGCCUGCUGACCAAUAAUCUGUUUCAUUCAACAAAUCCGACCAAUCAGCACACAGCAUCAGGCCCCGCCUCCGGCAGGGGUCAGAGAUGCUCCAAUCAGAAAGUCCGAACAAAUUAUUGAUCCGAUAUCGUCAGAAUCACAGUAAACUAACCGUUAGUUUAUUCAGUGAUUAGCUUACGGUUAGUUAGUUAUUUCACUGUUAGCUUAGCCUGCCAUUAGCUUUCUUUUAGUAAGAAAAUGUUAAAGACGUUAAAGACACAUUAGCGAAAGCAAAACUUCCAUCAACAGGACGUGAACGCUGUUUUACCGCCGGCACGACAAAAAAUAAACAUUUUAAGAUAAAAACGGUUUAAGAUAAAAACGGUUUCAGAUAAAAACGGUUUAAGAUAAAAACGGUUUCAGAUAAAAACGGUUUCAGAUAAAAACGGUGUCAAAUAAAAACGGUUUUAAAUAAAAACAGUUUCAGAUAAAAAGGUUUCAGAUAAAACGGUUUCAGAUAAAACUGUUUCAGGUAAAACGGUUUCAGAUAAAAACAGUGUCAAAUAAAAAUGGUUUUAAAUAAAAACUGUUUUAAAUAAAAACGGUUUUAAAUAAAAACGGUUUUAAAUAAAAACGGUUUUAAAUAAAAAAUGUUCCAGAUAAAACAGUUUCAGAUAAAACGGUUUCAGACAAAACGGUUUCAGAUAAAACGGUUUCAGACAAAACGGUUUCAGAUAAAACUGUUUCAGGUAAAACGGUUUCAGAUAAAAACGGUUUCAGAUAAAAACGGUUUCAGAUUAAAACGUCUCGUGGUUUUAAACACCAACAUGUUUUGCUGCCUCUUGAACUCGUUAAUCUGUAGAUUUCUUCUCUGAGUUUCGGGCCGAAAAGAUUAAAGUUUAAAAAGUUAAAUAAAUGUUGAAAGUGAAGUCAUUACGAGACGUUGAUACAGGAAGUGACAGUAAAACGUGACGUACUGAAGUUGGUUCUUCUAAUAACGUGGUUCAGUUUCUGUCAGUUUGUCCCUCAGAGACUUUCUCGUCCUCGUCGUGUCGUUCAGAUGGCGGCCACUAGAGGGCGCCGACACACGUUAACACUCGAGGACGAGCUGAUAACAAGCUGCUGAUUCUGAGAA
Molecule: messenger RNA, 8827 nt
Organism: Centropristis striata (black sea bass)
Lineage: Eukaryota; Metazoa; Chordata; Actinopteri; Perciformes; Serranidae
Gene: slc44a1b
Product: solute carrier family 44 member 1b
Exons: 15
Coding region: 903-3215 (770 amino acids)
Biological process (GO): transmembrane transport
Cellular component (GO): membrane
Molecular function (GO): transmembrane transporter activity
Source: RefSeq, a predicted model, not a curated record